AACCAAACAGCCAAAUUAGAAUGUUUCUCUUCGACACUGUCAACGAAUGGAAUUAACACGUGCUGAGCGACAACACGCACGUGCCACCCAGUGAACCAUUUCCCAAAACACACACUUCAAUCAUAAUCAACCCAGACUGGCGCACUAAAAUCUCCCAAAAUUCGCCAAAUUCGCACACAAUCUUCACUCAGAUUAUCUCAAUCCAUAGCUCUACUCUCUAAACAGAAAAUACUGAACUGGGUUUCUCUCUUCUAUGGAUUCGAUCCUCACCUGAGACUACUAAUCUCCAUUGAUUCCAUUCAAAUCGGUUCGUUUUUCCAAUUCAUAUAUGUUACAUUUUGUUCCUUAGACUACUUAUCUCAUUCUUCACUUGGUCUUCGAUCCACAAAUUCUAUUAUUUUCUUACAAAAUUGUUUUAUGUUGGCUAAAAUUGCUUUAAAUUUAUUUAACCAGAUUGUACUGAACUGGGUCUCUCUGUUCUGUUGAUUUGAUCUGUUCUUCAAAUGGGUUCCUUUUGCAAUUCACAUAUUAUAGUGUUUUCUUUUCGUUUCUUAAGAAAAUCUAGUAGUUUAUACUUCUUUUGAUCUUCGACUCUCAAACUCUAAUAUACAUUUGUAUGUUUUAUUGGCUAAAUUUGCUUAAAACUUGUUUAAUUAGUGAAACUUGAUCAAACCCUUAUAAUAGAAUCCAUUCUCUAUGCCUUGUAAUGGCUUCGAUUCGGAGAACUCUCUCAAUGCAUCAAGACCGUCCGUAUCAGAACGGAGAGAGCCCAUUUUCUGUAUCGUCACCAUCUCAUAAAGUUCUAUCUAAGAGUAAAUUUUGGUCUCCUGUGUCCACAUUUGAUGUUAGAAUCCGUAGUUUUCUUGCUGGUGUUUUCUUUCGCAAUUACAUUCGUAAAGGCCACCGGACAUGGAGGAAACAUUUUUAUGGGUGCUUGUUGUUUUUCUUGAUUGGGCUUUUGUUAGGUAUGUUAUCAUUUGGUAAUAUUGGUGUUAAAAAUAGUGGUUUUUCGUCUGAGAUAAAGCCGGAGCCGGUCAAUGUUAAAGAGGAUGUUAAUGAUGUGGUUGCUAGACCGGAGAAUUUAGUGGUGGAUAUGGUGGAAUUAGGUGUUGAGAGGAGGUUGAAUGUGAAGGAGAGGUUUGAUUUGGUCCCCCGGAAACAGCUAAUUGUGGUUACUCCAACAUAUAAUCGUGCAAUUCAGGCAUUUUACUUGAAUAGAUUGGGGCAGGUGCUUAGGCUCGUUCCUCCACCCCUUGUGUGGAUUGUGGUGGAAAUGAAUUCGGCAUCAAUGGAAACUGCUGAGAUACUGAGAAAAACUGGUGUUAUGUAUAGGCAUUUAGUGUGCCCAAAAAGUUCAACGAGCAUAAAGGACCGAGGUGUUCACCAAACGAAUACGGCUCUUGAGCACAUUGAGCGUCACAAACUUGAUGGGAUUGUUUACUUUGCAGAUGAUGAUAAUAUCUAUUCACUCGAGUUGUUUGAAAGCAUGAGAGAAAUCAGCCGUUUUGGCACGUGGCCUGUUGCCAUGCUUGCACCAAAUAAAAACAGGGCAAUAUUGGAAGGUCCAGUAUGCAAUGGAAGUCAAGUAAUUGGAUGGCACACAAAUGAGAAGAGCAAAAGACUGCAUAGAUUUCAUGUCGAUAUGUCAGGGUUUGCAUUCAACAGCACCAUAUUGUGGGAUCCGAAGAGAUGGCACCGCCUCAAUUCUGAUCCAAUUCGACAGUUGGACACUGUGAAGGAGGGCUUCCAAGAAACCACAUUUAUAGAACAAGUGGUCGAGGAUGAAAGUCAAAUGGAAGCUAUACCCCUUGGUUGUUCAAGUAUAUUGAAUUGGCAUCUUCAUUUGGAAGCUCGUGAACUUGUCUAUCCAAGAGACUGGCUGCUUGAGAAGAACCUUGAUGCUGUUCUUCCCGUCAAGUGAUCUUACUUUAACCCUGCAAUAUGGAUGCAGGGAGCCCAAAAGAGGUUUGAUAUUGAGUUGUAUAUUUAUGCACUUUGAGCUUUUAAAUAUAUACAAUUCUCUGACGUUGUUUGUUCGGGAGGUUGGCUUACUUCAAUAUGUGUGCGUGCCUGUGGGGAAAAAAGUUCCCUUUGCAUUUUAAGUUGGGUUAGCAAGUUGCCGCCAUAAGCACAGCAGCAAUGCAAGGUUUCAAGCUAAUAGAUUACAAACAAAUAGAAGAAUCGGUGUUUGUAAGUUGAUAGAUUUUCUCCUCUAUAUUCUUUCCCGGAAAGAAUUACAAUUUUGUUGUAAAAAACGCGUUGUUUUUUCUUUUGUGUCAAGGGUGUAAUUGCUUCUUAAAUUUCCUCAAAUGAUUCACAUCCCAGUUCCCGUA
Messenger RNA from Cornus florida, 2333 nucleotides. RefSeq names its product probable beta-1,4-xylosyltransferase IRX9H. Bases 707 to 1921 code for a protein of 404 amino acids. The record is from RefSeq and is a predicted model, not a curated record. Gene Ontology annotation, molecular function: xylosyltransferase activity; galactosylgalactosylxylosylprotein 3-beta-glucuronosyltransferase activity. Lineage: Eukaryota; Viridiplantae; Streptophyta; Magnoliopsida; Cornales; Cornaceae. Gene Ontology annotation, biological process: plant-type secondary cell wall biogenesis; glucuronoxylan biosynthetic process. The transcript has 3 exons. Gene Ontology annotation, cellular component: Golgi membrane.